Molecule: messenger RNA, 327 nt
Organism: Alternaria alternata
Lineage: Eukaryota; Fungi; Ascomycota; Dothideomycetes; Pleosporales; Pleosporaceae
Exons: 1
Source: RefSeq, a predicted model, not a curated record
CGCUACUCACCACGAUAUCGGUCCGUCGUAACGACUCUCCUCAUCCUCCUCUGCAUACCGAUCUUCUUCUACCACCUCAUACCAAGAUAUACUUCCGCCACCGACGGCAUAAUAUCCUCGCUGGCACACAAAUUACAUCCUGCUGGGACGACGAGCAGUUUCUGCACAAAAGAGGUUGGAUCACUGCAGUGCUGCGCAUUAUACCUGGCUGCUGCGCCAUGUCAGGAUGAAUGCAGGAAGAACAAUAUGGACAGGGAGACGUUGGCUUUGACAAAGGAGUAUGAUGAGUGUACGGAUCAGUGUCUGGUCGGAUACAACAAGACUUGU